This is a messenger RNA of Vigna radiata var. radiata (mung bean), 796 nucleotides long. Its product is annotated as RING-H2 finger protein ATL51-like. The record is from RefSeq and is a predicted model, not a curated record. The transcript has 2 exons. Bases 115 to 663 code for a protein of 182 amino acids. NCBI's taxonomy places the organism in Eukaryota, Viridiplantae, Streptophyta, Magnoliopsida, Fabales, Fabaceae.
AAUUGCACAUUUACCAUUUACCAUUCAGUAAAAUGAAACUAUAAAAGAUACUGCCAACUUGGUUAUUUUUUUGUAUGUCAAUCAAACUUUCCGUAUCAUUUCAGAAAAAAAAAAAUGUCGACAGUACAUCAUUACUACAAUGUGAUGAGGGUGAAUGAUGAACACACCAGGGUUCUGCCGGGUGAUUAUUUCAACUUCGAAGUCAAAGUUAGAUUCCACUCAGAAGAUACAUUCCCAGCGGGAUUACAGCAUCAUUUUUCUCCAGCAUCAAUACCCGCCCAAAAUUUCUUCCAAGAAGAGCGUGCAGCUAGUGAAGAGUUCACGCAGAGGUCAAGAAGGAGUCAGAGGGUGAGUUUAAGAAGGAGUGAGAGACUGAGUUCGAGAGCGAGUGGGAGGCAAAGUUCUAGACUGAAUCAGAGGCAGAGUUCUGAAGUGAAUCAUGGUUGCGAUGAUGAAAUCUUAAUAAAUAGAUUUUUGAAGAAGUGUACUGUUAUUAGAGAAUGUGAAGAUUGUUGUAUCUGCUUGGAAGAGAUGAAUGUGAAUGCUGAGUGCUACACGCUGUCAUGCCAACAUGUCUUUCAUCUUCCAUGUAUUCUCACAUGGCUCAAAACCAGUCAUGUAUGUCCUUUGUGUCGUCACUAUUUGCCAACAGGUGAAAACUAGGUCAAAAAUGUUAGAUAUAUGAUUCAAAAAUUUUAUUCAGAUCUUUUAAAUAUGUGUAAUGUUGUAUCUGUGGUUUUUGCACUGCAGUACAGUACAUUCUUGUUUAUUCAAUUAAGUUGUUUAUUUUGGUGCA